This is a messenger RNA of Ochlerotatus camptorhynchus, 1557 nucleotides long. RefSeq lists its product as uncharacterized. The transcript is spliced from 4 exons. The record is from RefSeq and is a predicted model, not a curated record. Gene Ontology annotation, biological process: DNA integration. NCBI's taxonomy places the organism in Eukaryota, Metazoa, Arthropoda, Insecta, Diptera, Culicidae. Gene Ontology annotation, molecular function: nucleic acid binding. Bases 1 to 1557 code for a protein of 518 amino acids.
AUGAAGCUUUCGGAUUACAACGAGGCAGUGAAGGCACUGGGCAUCCUGUGGUAUCCGUCUCGAGAUGAAUAUGGAUUCAAGCUAUGGUUUCAAGGAGCACCGUGGCUGAAAGAAGAUGAAUCGGGUUGGAAGCGAAGCCCAGCACCACAGGUUGUCGACGAAGAUUCGUUGGAGGUCAAACCGAUCAAAUCGUUGUGUACACUGACGACGAAAAUAAUCAACUAUGAGGUUGAAAAGCAGCUAAUCGUUAAUUGUUCCAGCUUUUCACUUUUGGUUCGUUCCUUGGCAUGCGUGUACCGUGUGAUCUACAACUUCAAAUCCGUCGUACUCAAGCAAGGCACCAGCGAGCGACACAUUGGAGAGCUGACUUUGGACGAGCUAUAUCAAGCUAAGAUACAUCUGUUGCAAGCUGUGCAGCACGAGGUAUACGGCCAAGAGUUAGAUUUGCUGCGGAAGGAGGGAACCUUGCGUGUGGGCGGCCGUCUACAUAAUUCGGCCCAGCCAUACGAAGUAAAACAUCCAAUCAUCCUUCCACAAAAUCAUCGAGUUACGGAGCUACUAGUGCACGAUCUGCAUUUGCGCAACCUUCACGCAGGAUCGUCUCUUCUGACCGCAAUUGCCCGUCAACAGUAUUGGAUAGUUGGUUGCCAGACGGUAGUUCGGAAAGUAGUGCAGGGAUGUAUGCGAUGUGUGCGACUCAAAGGCAAGACUGCUGGUCAACUCAUGGGAACCCUUCCACCGGCAAGAGUGCUAGCCACAAGAGCCUUUUCACAUGUGGGCAUAGACUAUGCCGGUCCUUUGAAACUGAAGGCAACAUGCAUACGAGGAAUUAAUAUCACCAAGGGGUACAUUGUGGUGUUUGUGUGCCUCUCAACUCGAGCAGUUCAUCUCGAGGUAGCCAACGAUCUCUCGUCGAACACGUUCCUUGGGUCUCUGAAGAGAUUCAUAUCUCGGCGUGGUUGCCCUAUCGAAAUUCGAUCGGACAAUGGCACCAAUUUCAUUGGCGCCGAUCGUAUACUGCAGCAAUUCAUCGAACAGAUUAUGUCAAACAGUAAGGAUGCCAGCCGUUAUCUUUCUAAUUUGGGAAUCAAGUGGGUCUUUAACCCCCCAUCGGCGCCGCACAUGGGCGGUAUUUGGGAGGCUGCGGUACGCAGUGUCAAGAAGCAUCUGGUGGCAGAGUUGGGAGAAGGAGCAAUUACGUUUGAGGAUGUGUCUACAGUGCUGUGCCAGAUUGAAUCAUGCCUCAACUCGCGGCCUUUGUGCCCCUUGCCCAGUGACCCUGACUGCGCCGAGGCACUGACACCUCGUCAUUUUUUGAUCGGGCAGCCUAUGAACCUGGUUCCAGAACCCAACAUGAAGCAUCCGUCUAACCGCCUAGAUCGGUGGCAAGAAAUGCAGAGGCAUACCGUGAAUAUUUGGAACAGAUGGAAGGACGAAUACUUAGCAAGCUUGCAACUGCGUACACCUAGUGAUUUUGCCAAGAUGUCCGCCACCAUCAUCUCCGACGGACAGUACCUUAACUCCAUAGUUCCAGAUGACAAAAGCUCACGAGUGUAG